AUGGAUGGCCAUGACGCCUUUCCCAGGUCGUCACCACACAGUGACACGUCCUGGCAGGUAGCAGUGGCCCUGCAAGACAUGAAGUUCUCUGCCGCGCAUUUUGUCGCCUUUGAGGGUUUCCGAGAACCUUUGCAUGGUCACAACUACACAGUAGGUGCACGAAUUGGCUCCAAGCGGCCUCAGGCAGAUGGCUACGUGGUCGACUUCGGCGACCUGAAAAAGGUCAUCCGAGGCAUUUGCAAGGAGAUGGACCAGCGGACUCUUCUUCCGGCGAAGAGCGACGUACUUUGCUUUUGUGAGGACUCUAGUUCAGACAAGCUGGAGAUACAGUGCCAGGGUGGCGUCAGAAUGGUGCUGCCUCGGCAGGACUGCAUUCUGCUCCCAAUUGUGCACACUACUGCAGAGGAGCUAGCGGAAUACAUUGCGUCAGAGGUCAUCUCACGGAUUGGCGGCUUUUUGCAGAAGCGUGGGUGCGAAUGGCUGGAGGUUCAGGUUUCUGAGCGUCCCGGCCAGGGAGCAGCCCAUAUGACAUCAUUACGCCCAGAGCGCCUGGCCGUUCCUGUCAGCCUCAAGAGGCAUGUGCCCAGACCAUGCAUGGUCCCGGUGAGCAGCAUGGACGAUCCCGUCGAUGAGGUCCUGCGGGAGCUGCCGAGGGCGUCCUCCGCAAGCUCCGCAAGCUCCGAGGUACAGUUCGUUCCAUCGCCGAAUCGUCGUCCCCUAAAGCUGUCAAAGAACUUCCAACGACCUGCUGGCAGUGCACAUCCUUUGGCAGAGGAAGCGUUUCGGCAAUUGCUCUCGACUUUGGGCCCAGAGGAGUCUUCGCGGCCAGAGUUGUACAAGACUCCAUAUCGUGCUGCAAAGGCGUUCAUGGAAAUGACUGCUGGCAGUAGCAUCAAGGAUCCACUCGAGGCAGUCGGUGACGCAGUUUUCGAGGUGGAGGGUGCUCACGAUCUGGUGGCCGUGCGAGACAUUCCUUUUCACUCUCUCUGUGAACAUCACCUCCUUCCGUUCUCUGGGACUGCGCAUAUUGCCUACUUCCCAGACGGAAGGGUCCUCGGCCUUUCGAAGUUUGCCAGACUGCUGCAGGUCUUCGCCCGCCGGCUGCAGCUCCAGGAACGCCUCACCCACCAGUUUGUGGAUGCGGUGUUUGAGCUGCUCUCGCCCAAGGCGGUGGCAGUCAGCCUGGAGGCAACCCACGCCUGCAUGAGCCACCGGGGUGCGUCGGUGCCGUCGAGCACACGAACGAUUGCACUGCGGGGACCACAGAAGGACGAUCCCGCCCUAAAAGAGCAGCUGCUCCUUGGUGUUGGCCGUGGUGGAGCGGUGGCCGCCAGACUGUGA
Molecule: messenger RNA, 1341 nt
Organism: Symbiodinium sp. CCMP2456
Lineage: Eukaryota; Dinophyceae; Suessiales; Symbiodiniaceae
Source: the annotation of a GenBank genome assembly